This is a messenger RNA of Microplitis demolitor, 4128 nucleotides long. It is a transcript of the gene sws, whose product is annotated as neuropathy target esterase sws. The transcript has 9 exons. Gene Ontology annotation, cellular component: endoplasmic reticulum. The record is from RefSeq and is a predicted model, not a curated record. Gene Ontology annotation, biological process: phosphatidylcholine metabolic process. Gene Ontology annotation, molecular function: phosphatidylcholine lysophospholipase A1 activity. Bases 178 to 4119 code for a protein of 1313 amino acids. Lineage: Eukaryota; Metazoa; Arthropoda; Insecta; Hymenoptera; Braconidae.
GCGCGAAGUUCAAAAUGGCUGAAAAGUGAAAAUCAAAGGUCAGGUGUCAGGUCGUCGUAUAAAACAGAUAAAGAAAUCAUAUUUAUAUUUAUUAUAAUUGCGGAUAAAUAUGACGUCUAAUAAUGUAAAUUCCCGACGUUAUUUAUUUGAGUAAUUACUUGAAAUUUUAAAAAAUGCAUGCGUUUAUCUCCAGUCAUGGAAGUAAUAGAAUUAUUUGAUCGUUUAAAUGAAAGUCUGGACACGAGUUUCCCCUGGAAUUGGAUAGGUCCUUUGUUAGACAAGUACGAGAUAUCAUCACGUGUAAUAAUAAUAACCUUGGCCUGUUUCCUGGGUAUUUUGUUCAUCAGUUUGUUUUUAAUUCUGCGAAAAUGGAAAAACAAAGAAUUUUUACCGGAAGUGAAAGAGUUUGUUGGAGUCAGUGGCAAGCCCCGGUUCCGAAAACGAGACAAAGUAUUAUUUUAUGGAAGGAAAAUGCUGAGAAAAGUAAAAAGUAUCAGUGGACAGGUAAAUUCAUCAUCUGGACAAGGAAAAAAACGACGAGCUGUAAUGAGAUUUGCUAGGAGGCUGCUGCAAUUAAAGAAAGAAACUGUUCCGCAGCAGCUUAAAGUUCUAGAACCUCCUGCUGAGUAUCUAGAAGAAGAUCUAGGUCCUGGUGAACGUGUACCACCAGAUGCGCUGUACAUUCUUCAGAGUAUUCGCGUGUUUGGACAUUUUGAAAAACCGGUUUUUUUGAAAUUGUGCAAACACACGGAAAUUAUGAACCUGCCAGCGGGAACUAUGUUGUUUAAAAUUGGAGAUCCUGAUGAAAACGUCUUCAUUGUCCAACAGGGGCUGGUUAAUGUUUACAUUACGGGGUCAGAUGGGGCGCAGAUUCCGCUGAAGCUGGUGAAAACUGGUGAAAGUGUAACCAGUCUUUUGAGUUUUACUGACGUCCUGACUGGACACACGAGCACCUACAAGACCGUCUCCGCGAGAGCUGUUGAAGACUCGGUGGUGGUUAAAUUACCAAUGAGCGCAUUCCAAGAAGUAUUUCAGGAUCAUCCGGAUGCUUUUAUUCGAGUCAUUCAGGUAAUCAUGGUCCGUCUUCAACGAGUAACAUUCACUGCAUUGCAUCAGUAUCUUGGACUAUCAGCAGAGCUUGUAAAUCAAGGAACGACAGCUAAAAAAAAGCAGAGCCCAUUCUCUGGAUCUCCGGUACGAUCGCGAACUCGGGAAAAUUUCGAUCUUACACCCACGGACAAAACUCUGGAUCUUUUACACCAGACACCGACGCAACCAGUGAGUAUCAACAGCAAGAAGCCAAAGCACGAGUGGAAAGUUUCUGAUGAACCGACUCCGGACAUGGUACCAGAGUGUGAUCAUCACUGGUCUGAUUCCUCGCAUCCUGGCAGCCGGAAACGGUCAGCAGUUGACGUGCCGCUGAUAUCAGCGCCCCAGGAUGAAGCUCAGCUGGUACAGAUCGCGACCGAUGCGUUUGUCAAGGAACUGGGUCUUGAAGAUGACUCGGUCCUCAAAGACGGCAAGGUCCAGAUCCGUGAAGUUGCCGCAGGGACUUAUUUGAUGAAGGAAGAAUCCAAUAAAGACAUCGCCUUGGUAUAUGUGCUCUCAGGAUCACUGGUGAUAAGUCAGAGAGGAUCUGAAGGAGGCCGCAGCUUUGAUUCCAGUGAGCAGGUUCAUAUGUUCAGUGCUCACGCCGGAGAAGUUGUUGGUGGUCUUGCUGUUCUUACCGGUGAACCGUCAUUCUACACCAUCAGAGCAAAACAUCCAAGCAGGAUUGGGCUACUCAGUAAACAAACAUUUUUUGCAAUAAUGCGAGAAAAACCAACGAUAGUUUUGCACGUCGCCAACACCGUGGUCAGAAGGCUGAGUCCUUUCGUAAGACAAGUUGACUUUGCAUUGGACUGGCUCUUUUUGGAAAGCGGUCGGGCCGUUUACCGGCAGGGAGAUGAGUCAGACUCGACAUUUAUUGUACUGAGUGGCCGAUUACGGUCAGUAAUUACUCAUAAAAAUGGGAAAAAGGAAUUAGUUGCCGAGUAUGGAAAAGGUGAUCUUGUUGGAAUCGUUGAAAUGGUAACUCAGACACCAAGAUCUACAACUGUAAUGGCUGUCAGGGACUCAGAGCUUGCUAAAUUACCAGAAGGACUCUUCAAUGUUAUUAAAUUACGAUAUCCUAUUGUUGUUACUAGAUUAAUUAACUUAUUAGGUCAUCGAAUUCUUGGAACCUGGCAGCAAGCGGCUACCACUAGAUCAUCGAUAAAAAGCCAGCACCGAACAACAGCGACGACCUUUGACGCCCGUCCAUCCCAAGUUAACUUUUCAACAGUCGCGAUAGUUCCAGUUUCUGAAGAUGUUCCGCUUACUGCUUUUACUUAUGAGCUCUAUCACUCGCUAUGUGCAAUUGGACCCUGUCUACGCCUGACCUCUGAUGUCGUUCGCAAGACCUUGGGGACCAGUAUCAUGGAGACACCGAAUGAGUACCGAUUGACAUCCUGGUUGGCUCAACAGGAAGACCAGCACCGAAUUUCUCUCUAUCAAUGCGACUCGACCUACUCUGCCUGGACCCAGAGAUGUGUACGUCAAGCAGAUUGUAUUUUAAUUAUUGGUCUUGGUGACAAACCCCCGACUCUUGGAAGAACUGAGCGAGAGGUUGAGAGACUAGCGAUGCGGACGCAAAAAGAGCUGGUGCUUCUUCAUAAAGAACAUGGCCAGAAGCCUAGCAAUACUGUCGAGUGGUUAAAUAUGCGCAGUUGGGUCUCUAGUCAUCAUCAUAUUCAAUGUCCCAAGAGAAUGUUCACCAGAAGGUCACAGUAUAGAAUUAAUGAAUUGUAUUCAAAAGUGCUCAUGUCGGAGCCAAAUGUGCACAGCGAUUUCAGCCGACUGGCGCGCUGGCUCACGGGAACAUCAGUGGGAUUAGUUCUUGGUGGUGGAGGAGCACGAGGUGCCGCACACAUCGGGAUGCUGAAAGCUAUAAUGGAAGCUGGGAUCCCCAUCGAUAUGGUCGGCGGUGUCAGUAUCGGAUCAUUUAUGGGUGCGCUUUGGUGUAUGGAAAAAAAUAUCACGACGACGACACAAAAGGCCAGAGAAUGGUCUAAAAAAAUGACCCAGUGGUGGAGGCAAAUAUUGGACUUGACCUAUCCGAUGACCUCGAUGUUCUCUGGCAAAGAUUUUAAUAAAACGAUUCAGGCAACAUUUGGAGACACUUAUAUCGAAGAUCUAUGGCUACCUUUCUUUAUAAUCACGACAGACAUCACGGCUUCUUGUAUGCGCACGCACACACAUGGAUCGCUGUGGCGUUACAUUAGGAGCUCGAUGUCAUUGUCUGGUUAUAUGCCACCGUUGUGUGAUCCAACCGACGGCCAUCUUCUUCUUGACGGCGGGUACGUCAAUAAUCUGCCAGCUGACAUCAUGCUGAGACAAGGAGCCCACCACAUUCUAGCGAUUGACGUCGGAUCACAAGACGACACCGAUCUAACUAAUUACGGAGAUUCAUUGUCUGGAUGGUGGCUGCUCUGGAAACGCUGGAACCCAUUUGCAACUCCCGUAAAAGUUCCCAAUUUACCUGACAUCCAGUCGCGGCUGGCAUACGUCAGCUGCGUAAGACAACUAGAGGAAGUAAAGUCAUCAGACUACUGUGAGUACAUUAGACCUCCAAUUGACAAAUACAAGACCCUGCAGUUCGCGAACUUUGAUGAAAUCAAAGACGUGGGUUACCAUCACGGGAGAACUUAUUUUGAGGGCCAGUCAAAAGCUGGAGUACUCCCGAGGUUCAAUGCCGAUCGCGAGACUGCUAAAGCUCUACGUGCUAAACAUCAAUCGAAUCAGGACAGCAUUUCUUCUUAUACUUUUACUGAUCUAGCUCAGAUGGUCUGCAAGGUUUCCACGCGAAACCGCAGAUACGAUCUGGAUAUUGAUUCCGAGUCUGAUGAAUUCGAGGAAUAUGAAGCUGAUCUUGAAGAAGAUACUCAUGAAGUUGGUUAUGCUUCUGAACCUACUGCUGGUAUUUUAGAUCAGAGUCCUGAUGACAAACGUUUAAGACGUCGCCCAGGAAUUUCGCUGAGUCUCUCAGAUACAGAAGCUGAAUCAGAGUUAGAGUAUCACCCAAAGUUGUUUAAUUUGUAAAAAAAAUCU